AUGCGUUAUAUUAUACAUAGUGACAAGUAUCAUGUGGCAGGUAACUGGAAUGGUAUAUGGAAAGCUCAAUCCCCGCACAAAGCACGUCAUUUACUUUGGCGUUUAUGUAGAGGAUGUCUCCCAACUCGUUAUCGAUUGUUACAAAGGCGAGUGGAGUGUCCUCUCAACUGUCCGGUGUGGGGCGAAGAGAUUGAGGAUGAUCUCCAUGUGUUCUUUAAUUAUUCAGUAGCUCGUGACAGUUGGUGUGCUGCUGAUCUUUCUUCGGUCUUAAAUAACAACGCGUACCAACAAACUACUGCUAUGGAUCGUAUUUUCGCUUUGUGCAACAGUGAAAAUAGUGAUACUGUUGGAAGAGUUGAUAUGUUAUUCUUAAGCAUUUGGCACAAUCGUAAUGAUAAAGUUUGGAAUGACAAUGUCCAAAUGCCAAGCCAAAUCGGAAGACAUGCCUUUGAUGCUUGGAAUAAGUGGUACUCUGUUCAUAAUCUACAACGUAACAGCGUGAAUAUGGCUACAGAACCAGAUCUAUUACGGUGGGUAAAACCAAAUCCUGGUUGGGUAAAAUGUAACGUUGAUGUUGCUUUCGUUACUCGCUCUGGGAAAACCUCGUUAGGAUUGUGUUUUCAUGACAAUGAUGAUCAAUUCAUGGCUGUUAUGACGCAAUGUCAACAGUCUGUGAUUUCAACUUUAGAGGGAGGAGCACGAGCAUUACUUUUAGCUAUGAAAGAAGCUAGACAUAGAGGACUAGAUCGAGUUCAAUUUGAAAGUGAUUCGCAGGUGUCGGUUGAUGCUAUUCACAUGAAGCGUACAUACAAUUCUGAGUUUCUUUCAAUUAUUCAUGAUGUUGAAAACACUCGACAUGAUUUUGGUUAUGAUUCUAUUAGAAAUGACUAUAAGGUGAUUCAACAAUCACCUUAUAAUCAUUUCUAA
Trifolium pratense (red clover) is the source of this 927-nucleotide messenger RNA. RefSeq lists its product as uncharacterized. The transcript has 2 exons. Bases 1 to 927 code for a protein of 308 amino acids. The record is from RefSeq and is a predicted model, not a curated record. NCBI's taxonomy places the organism in Eukaryota, Viridiplantae, Streptophyta, Magnoliopsida, Fabales, Fabaceae. Gene Ontology annotation, molecular function: RNA-DNA hybrid ribonuclease activity; nucleic acid binding.